AUGGUAGCCAUAAUCAAAAGAAGACAGGUAAAUAAUGGACAUUCACUGACCACAAUCACAACAGGAGUAGAGAAACAGUCAGUUUGAGUACCAACUUAUUUGGGUAUCCUGGCUUUACCAGCUCACACCACAGCAAUAAGGGCAAGCACAAGGGAUACCUUUGUAGUUGAACACUACAAAUAGGGAAAAACAGUUAGUAUGAGUUUCUGGUUUCCAUACUUACUGGUUUAUUGGUUGACUGGUUCUAUGAUGUCUGAUCUCUUGUGUUAUGUAGAUUAAGUGACACCGGUUUCUGCCGAAACAGUUCAUCGGCCACAUAACACCACUACACCUUCCACAAGUUCAGCUUUCAUUGGAAUCCGGUCAUACACAAGCAUCCAGACACCAUAAGGAAUCCAAUUUCAUACAAGUAGUAUCUUCCACAAGUUUCCAGUCAGAUAUCUGGAAUGUAUGGGGCAGGCAUCAGGGAUGCAGUUGUGGAUCCAUGAUCACAGCAAGUGAAGAGGUACAGUCAGUAUGAGAACUCACUAAGUGGGUGUGUUAUUAAAUCAGGUGUUUAGGAGGUCAAGAGAGCUCAAAAUUGGCCUUUUUAGAUGAUAAAUAGAUGUAAAUAGGGAAGAACAGUUAGUAUGAGUUUCUGGUUUCCAUACUUACUGGUUUAUUGGUUGACCGGUUCUAUGAUCUCUGAUCUCUUGUGUUAUGUAGAUUAAGUGACACCGGCUUCUGCCGAAACAGUUCAUCGGCCACAUAACACCACUACACCUUCCACAAGUUCAGCUUUCAUUGGAAUCCGGCCAUACACAAACAUCCAGCCACCAUAAGGAAUCAAAUAUUUCAUACAAGUAGUAUCUUCCACAAGUUUCCAGUCAGAUAUCUGGAAUGUAGGGGGCAGACAUCAGGGAUGCAGUUGUGGAUCCAUGAUCACAACAAGUGAAGAGGAACAGUCAGUAUGAGAACUGACUGAGUGGGUGUGUUAUUAAAUCAGGUGUUUAGGGGGUCCAGAGAGCUCAAAAUUGGCCUUUUUAGAUUAUAAAUAGAUGAUAAAGGGGAAGAACAGUUAGUAUGAGUUUCUGGUUUCCAUACUUACUGGUUUAUUGGUUGACCGGUUCUAUGAUCUCUGAUCUCUUGUGUUAUGUAGAUUAAGUGACACCGGCUUCUGCCGAAACAGUUCAUCGGCCACAUAACACCACUACACCUUCCACAAGUUCAGCUUUCAUUGGACUCCGGUCAUACACAAGCAUUCAGCCACCAUAAGGAAUCCAACUUCAUACAAGUAGUAUCUUCCACAAGUUUCCAGUCAGAUAUCUGGAAUGUAGGGGGCAGGUAUCAGGGAUGCAGUUGUGGAUCCAUGAUCACAACAAGUAAAAAGGUACAGUCAGUAUGAGAACUGACUGAGUGGGUGUGUUAUUAAAUCAGGUGUUUAGGAGGUCAAGAGAGCUCAAAAUUGGCCUUUUUAGAUGGUAAAUAGAUGUAAAUAGGGAAGAACAGUUAGUAUGAUUUUCUGGUUUCCAUACUUACUGGUUUAUUGGUUGACCGGUUCUAUGAUCUCUGAUCUCUUGUGUAAUGUAGAUUAAGUGACACCGGCUUCUGCCGAAACAGUUCAUCGGCCACAUAACACCACUACACCUUCCACAAGUUCAGCUUUCAUUGGAAUCUGGUCAUACACAAGCAUCCAGCCACCAUAAGGAAUCAAAUAUUUCAUACAAGUAGUAUCUUCCACAAGUUUCCAGUCAGAUAUCUGGAAUGUAGGGGGCAGACAUCAGGGAUGCAGUUGUGGAUCCAUGAUCACAACAAGUGAAGAGGAACAGUCAGCAUGAGAACUGACUGAGUGGGUGUGUUAUUAAAUCAGGUGUUUAGGGGGUCCAGAGAGCUCAAAAUUGGCCUUUUUAGAUUAUAAAUAGAUGAUAAAGGGGAAGAACAGUUAGUAUGAUUUUCUGGUUUCCAUACUUACUGGUUUAUUGGUUGACCGGUUCUAUGAUCUCUGAUCUCUUGUGUUAUGUAGAUUAAGUGACACCGGCUUCUGCCGAAACAGUUCAUCGGCCACAUAACACCACUACACCUUCCACAAGUUCAGCUUUCAUUGGAAUCCGGCCAUACACAAGCAUCCAGCCACCAUAGGGAAUCAAAUAUUUCAUACAAGUAGUAUCUUCCACAAGUUUCCAGUCAGAUAUCUGGAAUGUAGGGGGCAGGCAUCAGGGAUGCAGUUGUGGAUCCAUGAUCACAGCAAGUAAAGAGGUACAGUCAGUAUGAGAACUCACUAAGUGGGUGUGUUAUUAAAUCAGGUGUUUAGGAGGUCAAGAGAGCUCAAAAUUGGCCUUUUUAGAUGAUAAAUAGAUGUAAAUAGGGAAGAACAGUUAGUAUGAUUUUCUGGUUUCCAUACUUACUGGUUUAUUGGUUGACCGGUUCUAUGAUCUCUGAUCUCUUGUGUUAUGUAGAUUAAGUGACACCGGCUUCUGCCGAAACAGUUCAUCGGCCACAUAACACCACUACACCUUCCACAAGUUCAGCUUUCAUUGGAAUCCGGUCAUACACAAGCAUCCAGCCACCAUAAGGAAUCCAAUUUCAUACAAGUAGUAUCUUCCACAUGUGGCAGGCAUCAGGGAUGCAGUUGUAGAUUCAUGAUCACAACAAGUGAAGAGGAACAGUCAGUAUGAGAACUGACUGAGUGGGUGUGUUAUUAAAUCAGGUGUUUAGGAGGUCCAGAUAGCUCAAAAGUGGCUUUUUUAGAUGAUAAAUAGCUAUUUUUAUCAAAUCAUGUGUUUAGGAGGUCCAGAGAGCAAUUAGCAUCACAAUGUAUCACCAAAUACAUGUUUAAGAAGUCACUCUUGUUAUGCUUUGUGCUUUUUUCAACUUGAAAACCACAUAAUGUUAAUUCUCAAGGAAAGGUCUUAGAGAGCUAUUAAUCCAAAAAAUUGAAUUAAGUCACAUACCUGAUCGACAAAUCCAGGGCACAUGGUGGAGGGAAAAAACAACAGUGGCUUGGCCUCCAUGCAAGCUCUGGUUUCUUCCCCAUGACAAGCGAGAAAUCUAGCCACCACACUCCUUCUAAUAAAUAAUAUACGAAAUAUGAUAACAAGUACAAGAGUCAAUAUGUAAAUUCAAAUUAAUGUUUUAUGGCAUAAAGUGUACUGAAAUUGAAAAAACAACAACCGCCAUUGAUCAACACUCUCUUCAUCCCACUUAUAAAUCUGCUGUAUGUUGACUGCUGUAAACUGUGUUCCGUCAAGGAUUUGAGCAAGAGUGAUGAUGAUAGCCACAAUCAAAUAAAGACAGGUAAAUGGUCAUGCACUGACCACAAUCACAACAGGAGUAGAGAGACAGUCAGUUUGAGUACCAACUUAUUUGGGUAUCCUGGAUUUACCAGGUCCACACCACAGCAAUAAGGGCAGGCACAAGGGAUGCCUUUGUAGUUGAACACUACAAAUUGGGAAGAACAGUUAGUAUGAGUUUCUGGUUUCCAUACUUACUGGUUUAUAGGUUGACCGGUUCUAUGUUUGCUGAUCUCUCAUGGCAUGUAGCUUAUUAAGAGUGAGCUCUUUAAGACGAUCUGAAUGAGGAUAAGUGGUCUGAGAUCACUCGGAUCAUGAUAGAUCAAAUGAAUUGAUCUACCACGAUCCAAGUGGUCUGGGAUCUCCGAUCCUAGUAAAUCCUUAUCAUCUCAAAGGUCAACCCACCCCAAGUGACACUGGUUUCUGCCGAAACAGUUCAUCAGCCAAACACCACUACACCAUAUCCACAAGUUCAGCUUUCAUUGGAACCUAGUCAUACCCAAUCCUCCAGCCACCGUAAGGAAACAGAUUUCAUACAGGCAGUAUCUUCCAUAAGUUUCCAGUCUGAUAUCUGGAAUGUAUGGGGCAGGCAUCAGGGAUGCAGUGUAGAGGAACAGUCACUUUAAGUACCUACUGAGUAGGCAUGUUGGUUAUCCUGCAUUUCCUGGAGUUGGGUGUCUGGGUCCUCUUGUGUCAUUUCCUGCUAGCUUGAAAAUCCUCUGGUGUGAUGUCAUCCAGGGUUGAUAUUAGAAAUGGACCAGGGUGCUGUUUAGUCUGGCCCCUCUCCCUAAGAGCAAUCCGGCAUUACCUUUCAGGAGCAUAAGCUCCCGCCAUCAUAGCUCUCGUGGUAACAAGGGCACACAAGCCUCCCCGCCACGACAAGGCACAGCACCAGGGGAGGAAUAACUGUUAACUCUUCUAAAAUGCUUUAUGAUGUGUAGCCUUCCAUGCUGCUAUGUGGGAAGGGAUGAGGUUUGUAACUGAGAAGUGGUCUAGUUCAUAAGUUGCAGAGUAGUAACCCUGUGUAGUGGUCAGCGGAUAAUUGCAGUAUCUUUAAGAAGCCAGUGGCAAAGCAAAGAAAUAUAUUAAGAUAUCGCCAUUUUUUUGGUUUUCUCGCAUUUUGCAUUUGUCCUUCAGUUCUGAAAUUAUUUGCAGGGGAAACAUAAAGUGCUGUGGGGGAAAAAUCAACUUUAGAAAUUGUUUUCAUCAUGAUCUACAUGUUCUUUUUUGUGAAGCACCUUAUCUACCUGGGAAACACAUAUCCCUAGUGAUAUGUGUUCUCCCACCUAGGAAACACGUAUCCCUAGUGAUAUGUGUUUCCCUACUCAUGAAACCAAUUUCCCCAGUGAUAUGCGUUCCUCUAACUGGGAAACACACAUCCCUAGUGAUAUGUGUUCCCCUACCUGGAAAACACAUAUCUCUAGUGAUAUGUGUUCCCCUACCUGGGAAACACAUAUCCCUAAUGAUAUCUGUUUCCCCACCUGGCAAACAUAUCCCUAGUGAUAUGUGUUCCCUUCCUGUGAAACGCAUAUCCCUCGUGACAUGUAUUCCCUACCGAGGAAACACAUAUCCCUAGUGAUAUGUGUUCCUCUACCCGGGAAACACAUAUCCCUAGUGAUAUGUGUUCCCUACCUAGGAAACACAUAUCCCUUGUGAUGUGUUCCCCCACCUGGGAAAAAGAAGAAGAUGCUAUCAACUGCGCCAUGAAUUUUUCUGAAGCCACGUUGUUCAGCUUUCAAAAUUCCUUUUUGAACCAUGUAGUCAUAAAGUCGAUUGUUGAGGAUUGAUGAAAAGAUCUUGCCUAGCGCAGAGAGUAAAGUGAUACCUUGGUAAUUUUCGACUUUGGAUCGAUCAACCUUCUUAUGAAUAGGUACAAUGAGGCCAAAACUCCAAAGAGCAGGGUAUUUGCCAGUAUCUAAGACUCGAUUAAAUAAAUUUACUAAAUGCCCUUUAAUGGCUUCCUUUCCGAUUCUUAUUAUUUCCUUUAAUAUAUUAUCGAUACCUGGAAAUUUGUUUGCCUUCAGUUUGUAAAUUGCAGCUUCGAACUCUUCAUCAGUUAUUGGAUAAUCAAUUGGACCUUCCACUCUUUCGUUACUGUGGGUUUCCAUAUUUGUCUCCAGAUCUAGUAUAUUAUUGAGAGGGGUCGCAUUCUGUUGCUAAAAGUAUUUAUAAAACUGUUCCGUACUCACUGCUUCAGCUCCAUGUGUUUUUCUUUUUCCUUAGUUAAAGAUUUUUCCUACAUGUAUUUGUCGCCAGGUCUCUUUGGAGUUCCGCAUAUUGAUAUUAGACAUGCCUUUGUAGUAGAGCAGAUAAGUGCUUCAAUUGUUCACUUUCUGUUAAAAGCAUGAAAUUUGGCAUGAUGAUAGUUUUCAAGACCCUAAAAAAAUAGGAUAUGGUGCCAUCGCCAAAAAGUCCGUUAAGUGCGAAAAAUAAGAGUUUUAAAAAUGGCGGUCAUUUUGAACCGGAAGUGAAAUUAACAUUUUCUUUAAAACGUCUGAAUUUUAGCAACUUGGAUAAGAAAAUGUCAGCAAAUGCCUAAGGCAGCUGUUUUUCAUACAAAGAGAUAUUAUUUCAACACAAAUUGUCUAAAAAAGUAGAAUAGAGAUGAUUUAAGUUAGUGGCCGCCAGCUACACCGGAAGUAAAACUGCCAGAGGGGGAACUUUUAAGGAAUGAGCUUAAACUUCUGUCGUUCCCGCCAAUUUCUUUAAAUCUAAAGUAUACACUCAAUUUAGUAUUUUCAUCAUAUAUAAUCAAUUACGUACUAAACUUAAGCCUACUUUGGCUAUGAUACAGAAUAUCGAAGAAGAACAGAUGAUAUCUCGGUGACCUAAUGACUUGAUACUUCAUGCAGACGAGUGCUUGUAAUCGAAAAAAAGAGUUGGGGAUUGCUUUUCACGAUGGUCACUCUUCUGGGCAAAGCCCUUCUUACGAGCGUACUUAACUAGUUCCACCCUCAACUUUGUAAUUAUUGACAGUGGUGUGCAGGAGAGUCGCCACUCUCCUCUUAGAGAUAUCCAGGCCCAAUCUUGCAGACUAGGAACCGAGAUGCUUGGUACCAGUGCCUCAGUGCUGACUCCAUAUGUGGCCAGCAUGGUUUGCCGUGCCCUUGAAAUGUUUAAGUAAUGCAGGCCGGGUCAAAGAAACUACUUUUGGCUUUGUCAGUUCACGGUAAAGAACUCCUUUUUCUAUCGCAUGGAAGAACGUAUAAGCGAAAACAACUCCGAUUAUUUCUGGAGGUGACCGGAAGUAUUCACCUUGUCACAUCCUGUGAAUGCAUGGAACGGAGGAAGUGCAAGUGCAGCCUUUUUAGUAAACACGUUAGCAAUCUCGUAGGCUGCAAGGUGGUAGCGUCGAUGUACAUUAGUACCAAGAUGUAUCGAGUGAUAAGGAUAAGCUAACUUGGCUUCAUGGGUAGUUAGAAUGGAGAUUGGACUCAAUGAAAAAUUAAUGUCUUGGACACAAAGAACAUAGAGACUUAAAAAGAAGGGAAUCUGCUUUGCGAUAUAGCAUAACCAUAAAUGCUUUCUAGUGAAUUGACUUUAAACGUUGCAGGGAAAAGACUGGACAUCUGGCCCUAGACCCCGGGGGGUGGACUCCACAUAUGAAAGGGCUGGGGAUGCUCGUCGUCUCGCUUAUGGGUGUGCAUUUCGGAUUUUGGUCUCACUUAGGGUGUUCUGGGCAAAACGCCAUCAUAUUUAGCCGUGAAGGUCUUGUUUAGGGUUGCACGCGAAAAAAUAUAAAAAUAUAUAUUUGAUAUGUAUAUUUUAAAUUCGUUUUUUUCACUCCAUUCAUAUAAUCCAAGUUUUGUCAUUUGUCUGUGUUUUAACAUGGUCUCUUUUAGGGGUCAAAAAAAGCUUGGGCCACGUCCAGAUCGGUCUCCUUUAGGGGUUUAAUUCAAAAUUUCCGACCAGCAUCCCCACCCCUUUCAUAUGCGGAGUCCCCCCCGAGCCCUAGAUGACAUGCAUUGCUCAAUGUGCAAGGAAUCUAAAAAGAACCUGCUUGUCUCGAUCUUUACAAAAGAAAUAACUUUUUCCAGUUUCUUAGUAGAGUUCCUGAUACAUGUUUACCCCAGAUCUUAGUCUUCAAGCUGUUCUCGGCGCAACAUAUUUGUCACAUACUAUGUCCAAGAGAAUACGUUUUACAUGCUCUGUGGAUUAACGUAAGUUAUGCACAUUCGGAAAAUGCUUUUUCCUUAUUUUCUUGCAUGUGGACUUAACAUGAUAAUCAGUGCUGCCCAGUCCAUGAUAAUUAAAUGACAUGGGGGUUACAUUGAAGAUUAGAGACUAACUCUCACUUCUGUCGAGAGAGGCGCAGAUUCACUUGAUAUUGAAAUACAGCUGAAUUAAACCGCCGCCCGGUUAGCUCCAGGUGGAUUAACACAAGUCUCCUGAGUGGGAAGCCGCGGUUCCAAACCCCAGCCGGACCAAUUCUCCAUCACAAUCCUUAAAUAACUGACGAGAAGUGUUGCCCGAUGUCAUCUGCAAAGGGUUAGACUUUCUAGUCUUCUUGGAACAAAAAAAACCUCUAGGGUCCCCGUCUCAAGGUCCUUGUUCAUAUAAAAUGCUGUGGGAAAUUAAACAACCUAGACACUGUUUGUAAAGAGUAGACUGAGUAGGGGACCCAUUUACCUUCCAAACAGAUUUCCCGGAAGCUUUUUGAAAACGGUAAACUUUGAAAUAAGCAGACGUUAUCGUAAAAGCAAUUUCAAUCCAAUAUGUACAUGCACACAAAAUGGUGGAGCUAUUAUACCUCAAAUUACUUUGAAAGCCGCAAAGCAUUCUGCAUUCUAGUUAAUAGUGGAUCAACUCUUUUAACCCUUACAAAUUCUUCAAACUGGUCUCUAUACAUUUCCUUAAAAGGAUAAGUUGAGAAAAUUUGAUUAAAGAUCAAAGCAUUUUCUCUUAGGUGAUAAUUUUAUUAAUUCUAAAAACCUAAUCUCUUGACCUUGUAUCAGGGGAUAUUGUGAGUCAGAAGAAACUUGAUGUUGGUCACUAUUGUGAAUUAAAUAGUUAAAACAAGUAAAAAGAAAUAAUCUGUUUUUUGCUAGUUUAAUUUGUUCGUAUGUUUGGCCUUUCCUAUGCAUAAAAAUGUGAGAAUCAUUGUUUCACAAAUUUUUUUUAAAUUCACUACCGAAAUGAAUUUCUUUGAGUAAGUUGCAUUUUCCAUUUUAUCCCACUUUUACCUCCGGUUCUUUCAUUUAAACCGCUAAUUUGUCACACGGUUGACUUUUUUAUAUGACAUAAAUAUCUAGAAAAACAUAGAACAAACAAUUUUGUCAUCAUUUUGACCUUAACAUGCUAAAUUUCAUGCACUUUCGGUUAGGUGAUGUCUACUUCCGGUCAAAAUGGCGGCCAUUUUAGUAAUACUCCAAAAACCGGUUUAACAGGAAAAAUUUGCGAUGGCACCAUAUCACAUAUUAAUAGCCACUAUUAGUUUAUGUAAUAAACAAUUUCAUCGUCAUUUCGGCUUUAAAAAGUGCUUAAUUUUGUGUACUUUCGGUUAGAUGAUAUUUACUUCCGGUCGAAAUGGCGGCCACUGUUAAUUUUCACUCCAAAAACCAGUUUAACAGGAAAAAUUUGCGACGGCACAAUAUCACAUAUUGAUAGUCAUAAUUAGUUCCGUCAUUCCUGAAAAUUUGGUGCUUUUAACAAAAAGUGAACAAUCCGACCCCAAAUCUGCACAUAUCCGCCCCACUAUUGCUGAUAGACUCCUGUUUCUUCCGUCUACAAGUUUGUUUGAACCUCUUCUUUUUGUCUCACAGUAGUUGUCUCAGUUCUGAAUUAUUAAUGUUAAGAGAAAUUUUCUCCCUAAGGGAUUGCAAGUUUUCUUUUUCUGUUCGGCAUUUCUGAUCGAACCAUUUUAUUUGUGAUUUGCAUUUAAUUUUGCUGCCUCUCGCUUUCCAUCCGGCUUCUUUGCAUGCUUCCAUCAAAGUUUCACUUAGUAAUUCAGACGCAGUAUCGAUGCAAUCAUGUUUGACAGCUGCUACUAACCUGGACUGAACUGUUUAUAUCAAUAGUGAUAUGUCUUCCCCUACUGGCCUCGCUGGGAAACACAUGUCGGCUACUUUCUGUCAUUCUCCUGCUACCUAAAAUCUUUUUGACAACCCUGUGUAAGAGAAAUAAAAUGUGCAAGCUGGAAAGCUAAAUAAACUUUUAGGUUUUCUAGUUAGCUUUCAAUUCCAAGUAGAGUACGUAUGUAAACAGUUGAAGAUAAGGAAAAGGAAUAGAUAAAUGAAUUAAUUAAUUAAAUUAAUAAAGGAUACACCGAAUGAAAAUAUGGGGAACUCUUGGUUAGGCUGGGUCUAGUUGCGCAAAAGUGAAGCUAGUGAGGCCUCAAGAGUUUUGUUUUGCCUUCACAUCUUGACAAUUGAGUCGAUCAAUAUGGUUUGUGUCGAGGUAUGAUGUGCUUAACAGCCAUCAAAGAGGAGAUUUAACCCCAGCAGAAAUGAAAGUUGAUUAUCUUCCCUUUGCCAAGGAUCUUUACUAAGAAUAUAGUAAUGGAUUCAAGCGUUUUCGUGCAGCAAAAGGAAGCACUUUACUAGAAUGGAGUUAAAAGAACAAAAGUGUGCUCACUUCACUUCAGAAGAGAAGAUUCACAAAACUAUUUGAACGGGAGAAUUCCUGAAGGAUGGUUCUGUUUCAAGCUCGCUUUGUCCAUUCUCUUACCAAGGAAAGGUAAACAUUCUCGAGAAUGAGUGAAUCUGCCAUUACAACUUAUCAAACCUUGGAGCUCUCAUGAACACUGCUGUGCAUGAAAUGUUUACAAUGAGGCCGAAUGUUUAAACAGUCUUCACAAUCCUGUGUUAAAGAGUUUGAGCAGUGCAAUGAAAGUAGCAAUUUUUAGAAAACCGCUGUUAGUCUAUCUUGAAACCCUUCGACAAGUUGGUAAAAUAGAUUGCGCAAAAGGGCAAAUGCUCAAAUGCUCGAAUACUUGCAUGCUUGAUCCCUUCCAGAACCUUUUUCCUUUUUCUUACUUUCUCAGUUUGCAAUUGUUUCUCUGUCAGUUUUUUCAGUGAACUUUGAUCAAAGGACUGUUCUUAACACAUGUUGCUUUCUCCUGGUGCUUACAUGGUUUCAUGGUUUCAUGGUUUCAUGGCCAGGCUUGUAGGAUUAACAGGCUGUUGUUUAUGUUGUAUUUCAUUCUCACUUGUCAUUAAUUGUAUAUUUAAAUGCAGCUAGCGCUGUUUCCAGGUGUUAAAUCUAAAAGACCUUAAAGUCGACAGCACAUGCUCCCGUUCCUGAGAAUGUCCACCUUUACCUUUCAUUGGAUAAGUAAGAGACCAAGCAAACAUUAUGGAACAGCACUAUCUCUUGCAAAAAUUCUUUCAUGCAAAUACUUUUGUGAGUCCUAUCUUCUUAAGCAAGAGAAGCGAGCACACUUGCAUUUUCGCUCUAAAUCAUUUUCCAUUACCACAACAAAUCACAUGAAUCCUUAACUUUCUUUGUGAAAAGAUUUCGGGAAAGUAAAGAUAGUUCCAGCUAGAUUAAAAUCUCUUUUUGGGGGGCGCUCAGGUACGUAACAACUCGAAGUGAACCAUAUUGAUCGACUCAAUUGCUAAGACAAGCAGUCAAAACAACACUCUUGAGUCCUCACUAGCCUUGCUUUCACACAACUAGAGUAGACCUGGGAUGGCCGAGAGGUCCACCAUAAUUUGCAUUUGGUGCAUUGAGUAACUGAAUAACAGAAAACAAAAAGAAGGAGCACACAAACCCACCCAUCCCCACCCACCCACCCCUCAGCUGAAAAGGACAAAGGUCCAGUUUACCAAAGAUUACCACAAAUGAAGUGGGAUUACCUGUAAUGUGACUAUCCAGAGAUUGGCCAGAUAGAAUUGCACAGGACAUGUAUGUGAUUUAGUGGUAUCGUUCUACAACAUUCUCAGAUCGAUGGAUAACUUUCCAGAUCUGGCUCUUUGUCUAAGUUGUAUUUACCUAUUUGUCUAUAAUGUAAACCUUGAAUAAAAGCUUGUAUAAACAUGCAGGCCAGUGUACUAAGGGCAGGAUAUAUGAAAGCUGAGAGGUAUCAAGUUUACAAAAACUCCAUGAUAUUGCUGCAAGCACUAGAAGUACGUAGAAGUAUCCAGGCUGAGUGUUUUUAAAGACAUAUCAUCUCAAGGAGAAUGUUGAUUUCCGAGCCCCUAGAUUUCAUAAUUUUCUGGGGAAGGAUGCCCGGGGAUCCCCCAACAAACUCGCGGUCCUUUUCAAGCCCCUCAGUUAACAACAUGCAACACUGUCCCCGAAAAUUGCAUCUGUUUGCAAGUUGCUUCAUAAACCAUCCUCACAUUAACUAAAAAAACUGGAUAAAAAGUGUGGACACUUUCUCUAAACUAAAAAGUUUUUUUAAAUGCUGGAGAAUACUUUUAGGUCAUGAAACAUGGGACUCAACCAAAUAACAUAAACAGAAUUAAGAAAAAAUUCAUUUCGACCUUGAAAGGAACGGCCUAUAAAGUAUAGUUUUGCUCAAUACAAUGGAUAAUUUGACCCAAAAUGAGGAACGCCAAGAUAGGCACUUGACUUUCAUGUGAAAAUUCUGGUUAGCGUUGCACGCAAAAGGAUUUCGUAAUUCUUUCCACAUUCAGCAAGUGCAGCGCAUUGCUCCAAUAUUCAAUGUUUGUUGGAGCAUUAAUUUUGAGAGCCUUUUAAAAAGCCUGUUAAAUGUGGGAUUUUUUGAAUGAAAAAUUUUAAUGAACAAACCACUGUCAGACAGCUUUCUGAGACUUUAGAUAUUUCGGCUGUGUUUAGUAGGAUGUUUACAUUCGAUUUAAUGGUUUGGCGCAUGGGAAAAUCAUUGAAUGGUCGCUCGGAGGAGGAUUUGACGCUUUCUGAUGUGCUAGCUGGUAGGGCAUUUGACUAUGUACACUGCCAACAUACUGGGGAAUUCGACCAAAAAAAAAUUUUAAAAAGUCUUGAAAAUGCCUGGGGGCUGAUGGGCAGUUUUGGAAUUGACUGGAACAUAACAUAGCCAAAACUCAUUCUACAUCACUGAUUAGGUUUGUGCAAUUCGAACGAAAAAAAAUUGUUUCAAAGUGUUUUCCCCAGAAUGUUGAAAUAAUUAUUAUUUGCUUAAUGUCUUUUCCUAUUUAACCGUGUUUAAGCAAGGCACAUUUAUAAUGUAAAAUCCGAAUUUCUUAAAACGUAUAUCUCGAAUGAUGGAAUAAAGUCAUGCUGGAUAGAGCUGGCACGUACUGCACAAAAAAAUAUUGUAAUAGGCCGUGUCUAUAGACAUCCUAAAGGUAAACGAGACCUAUUUCAUAGUAUUUUGAAAAAACAAUUAGAACAACUUAAUACCAAGGGACACGAGGUGUCGGUCCUUGGGGACCUCAACGAGAAUCUAUUGAAAUAUAAUGAAGAUAAACAAACGUCAGAGUACCUAGACAUGCUUCUUAGCUUAUGUUUUAUGCCAAUUAUUACCAAACCAAACCAACCAGAAUAACAGACCAUACGGCCACACUUAUCAAUCAUAUAUACACGAAUACGCCCGAAAAGCUAAUUAAAUCUGGGCUCUGCCUUGCUGAUAUUUCUGAUCAUCUACCAGUAUUCUGCACAAUGGCCAACACACUGCAUACAAAUAAUGAACCAAGGUUUUUUCGAGACUUUAGACAUUUUAAUGAAAAUGCCUUUCACCAAGAUUUACUUGCAGUUGACUUCAAAAGCUUGAUAUCACCUGAUGUUAAUGAAAGUGUAACUACUAUUGUAGACAAUCUGACCGCUAUCACAGACCAAGAUGCUCCUUUGUGCAAAGCAUCAAAACGGCAACGAAAGCAUUUAGAAAGGCCUUACUUUUUGAAAGCAAUCAUGCACUCAAUCAGACAAAGAGACAAAUUAGUAAACACUAAUUUACACAGUACGGACCCAGGCAAAGUAAAAGAGUAUAAAGCAUAUAGCAAUAAGUUGAAUAGGAUUAUCCACGCAGCUAAAAAGAAUUAUUUUUCUAAACAAUUUGAACUGAACAAAGAAAACAUAAAAUGCACAAGGAAAUUAAUUAGCAAAGUAAUAACUACAAAAAAAGAAAAUACUCAACAUACAAUCAAGAAACUGCUGCGUGACAAUAGAAUUUAUGUAGACAAGCAGAGUAUUUGUGAUCAAUUAAACAGCCAUUUUAUAAAUGUAUAAAUGUUGGAAAUGGCCUAGGAGAUAAACUACCACAACAUGACAUAGACCGUUCAGUGUAUUUAGAUAGAACUAUGACACCAAAAUAAUGGUUUUAUGUUCCGUGGCAUUUGCCCGACUGAAGUAUAUGACAAAAUAAUGAGUUUGAAAGUAGACAAGUCGGCAUUAGAUAUUCCAAGAAUAUGCAUAAAAUACGCAGCAAACCAUAUAUAUGAGGCAUUAAGUAUGGUUUUCAAUCAAUCUCUAUUGCAUGGAAUAUUUCCGGAAAAUUUUAAAGUUUCAAAAGUCACACCAAUAGAUAAAGGGGGUGAGGAGAUGGAUCCUUUUAAUUACACUCUCUGCACUAACCCAAAUUUUCAAAAAAAUCAUUUGUGAACAGCUUGUUAAUUACUUGGAAAAGCAUAAAAUCCUAUACAAGUUCCAAUUCGGCUUUGGGUUAGGGUUAGGGCUUUGGGGUGGCCCUAUUUGGCGCAGAAUAUUCUAAAACACAGAAUAUACGGAAUACUCUUAAACACAAAAUUUACAGAACGUUCUGUACUUGAUUUGAACUGGACCUCUUGACAAAAAAGCAGAGGCAAAGAAUACACAGUUGUUGUGAAAUCAUGUUAAAAAUUCAAUUUUCGUACUGUCGUACACCAUAGACCUUUAAUAUGACGAUUUCAAAAGCCAUCUUGAUGGGAAAAGGUUCUUGUAUGGGAAUCUAAUGUCAGAUGAUUUUCACAAAACGGCUGUUCUGAAAACAAAAAAAGAUUUGUAAACUUAAGCUUCAUAGAAAAGGAUUGUACUAACAAUAAAUGGGGGCCGUCCUUGUGCCUAAAUCUGUCCGGUCACUUGCUUUAGAUUUGCCAGACAUUUGUCUGCAUUUUUUCAUGGGAAACUUAAGACAAAUUUACUUGAUGAUCUUACUUAAAUGUGGGUUGUAAAAUGCACAACAUCGCUUUUCAACUCGUUAAAAGGUCUAUUCUCUUUUUUGUAGUCAAAAAAGUGAUUGAUCAUUAUUUUUAGUCUUAUUUUGACUGAAAACAAAUAAAGAAAAGCAUGGGUUGACCAAAAGCAUGGGUUGACCCCUUUGGAAAAAUAUGAUUUUUGGGACUUUGAAAGUCUGAAUUUAUUAUGCCCAAAAAAAGGUUUCUUUGUUAUGUAGAACAUUAUUAAACAUUAUUCCUAGUCUUAUUUUGACCGAAAACAAAUAAGAAAAAAAAAUACCUUUUUUGACCAAAAGCAUGGGUUGACCCCUUUGGAAAAAUGCAAUUUUGGAGACUUUCAAAGACUGAAUUUUUUAGGGCCAAUAAAAGUUUCUUUUCUUUCUAGAACAUUAUUAAACAUUAUUUGUAGUCUUAUUUUGACCGAAACAAAACAAAGAAAAAAAUUGUAUUUUUUGACCAAAAUCACAGGUUUACCCUUUAGAAAAAUGCAAUUUUUAAGACUUUGACAAAUUUUUUAUGGCAAAAAAAGGGGUAAUUUUUAUUAUCUAGAAAUUCCUUAAACAUUAUUUCUUGUCUCAUUUUGACCCAAAACAAACAGAGAAAAAAUUGUCUUUUUUGACCAAAAUCAUGGGUUAACCCCUUCGCAAAAAGGCGCUGUUUGGCACUCUGAAAAAAUUUUUUAUUUUACAGUGUAAAAAGGUUUCUUUAUUUAUAUUAUCUAGAAUGUCAUUAAACAUUAUUUCUAGUCUUGUUUUAAAUGAAAACAAUUGAAAACAAAAAUUGCAUUGUUGACCAAAAUUGUGGGUUAACCCCUUUGGAAAUAUGCGAUUUUUGGCACUCUGAAAAAUUAUCUUUUUUACAGUGUAAAAAGGUUUCUUUAUUAUCUAGAAUGUCAUUAAACAUUAUUUCUAGUCUAGUUUUAAACGAAAACAAUUGAAGAAAAAAAUUACAUUUUUGACCAAAAUGGUGGGUUAACCCCUUCGGAAGAACGCGAGUUUUGGGACUUAUAAAAAUUGACUUUGCUAUAGUCAAAAAAAGGUUUCUUUUUUAUCUAGAUAAUCACUCAACAUUAUUUCCAGUCUUAUUUUGACCAAAAACGACAACAAAAAAAUUUGACAUUUUUGGACCAAAAUUAUUGGAAAAAUGCGAUUUUGGGGAAUUUGAAUUAUUGGUAAAAAAGGUUUCUUUUCUAUCUAGAACAUUACAAUAUAUUAAACAGGGCUUGAAAUUAACAAAAUUCUCAGGUCGCCUUUUCGCGACAACCUGGAGAAAUAUAGUUGCCAGAUGCAAAUUUUUAGUCGCCAGUUUGUAUAGUGUAAAUGAUGCAGCUCAGGGCUUGUGAUAUUUCGCGCGGUUGCGAGGCUGUGAAAUUCAAGUAAAUCCACGAAAUUCACAAAAGCAUGCAAAAUACUGCGAAAUACGUUGAUUCAGGAAAAAACUGGAAGUUGCAUGGAAGCGAGGCCUAAGGGCCCUCAUACUCAAAAUGGCGACGUAACAACAAGAUUCUUGUAACCAAAAUAAGACAAGUGCUGCACCCACAUAAAAUAAUCAAAGAGAAAAUCGGCCGGAUCUCACCUAUAUACCAAAAAAGUUUCAUCAGAUCCUUAAUCAAGUAGAAGAUGGGAAAAAGGAAUAUUGCUGUUCAGAGCAUUUUGUACCAAACAAUUACAGAAUUAGUCUUACCAGACAUAGAAAGGUCGACUUAAAAACAGGAGGCAUCCUUUACUGUUUCUGCUUGGUCUUCAGCCAAAUCAAAUGUUAAAGAAUAACGGAGACAUAAGCAAAAAUUAUCCCAUGAGAAAAAAAAUGGUCAGAAGAAUCGUCAUUAAGCGAUAAAGUACAAGCUGUGAAUUUUUUUAGGUCUUCCAGCGAUCGAACAAUAUUUGCUGAAGUGAAACGUUUAGAAGUAGAAAUCCUUAAAAAAAUAACUUCCUAAAGCAAGGAAGAAGGAGAAACUUUUCACAAUUGGUCUGCAACGCGUUUUGUAAAACCAAACAUCUGACAUUCAUUUAGUCUGCACAGGGUUUUGAGACCAUGAAACUUUACUUUACUUAUAGCGUUUUGGAAGUAUUAUAGAACCAAGCGUUUCCCAUCUAAUGUAUUAUAGCAGUGUGAGAGAUGCCACUCAAGCGAAUACUCACGAUGUUUUCCAUUCAUAAAUACACCUGGAAAAAAUGUUUUUCAAAUUUUUACUUUUGGGGGGAAGGGAAUGGAUAUAACGUAUAAUAUCACACACAAUUAAUAGUUAGUGUGCAAACAUUUAAUUUGUUGUUACAGGUUGUGACAUGAUAGAGAUGACAGAUUAUAACAAGGGAUUCUUCACA
Messenger RNA from Porites lobata, 16629 nucleotides. The record is from the annotation of a GenBank genome assembly. Lineage: Eukaryota; Metazoa; Cnidaria; Anthozoa; Scleractinia; Poritidae.